UGCACAUGCAUGCUUACACAUUGCACUGGGCCCUGCUCAGCACUGACCUCCGCCUACACGAGGAUGAGGUAGUUAUCAAUCUAGGAAGGACAGUGUAGUUGAUCGUGGAUCUGACCUGCUGUGCAUUUCUGCUGAACAAUGCUUGACCAGUUGGUGUGGGUUGCUGCUGUUACAGUGCUUGGAGUGCUGGAGCAAGCAUACUUUUCCCUGAAAGUGAUCUACGCUCGACGGAAAUACUCCGUCCCCCCUCCGGCCACCACGGGACACCCCGAUUUUGAGAGAGUCUUCAGAGCACAAGCAAAUUGUUCUGAAUAUUUCCCCUUAUUCGUGAUUACCCUUUGGUUGGCUGGACUUUUCUUUAGCCAAGCUCUGUCUGCUAUGCUUGGGUUCCUGUACAUUUAUGGACGAUAUCAGUACUUCCACGGAUAUGCAGAGUCUGCACAGGGAAGACUGGCCCCUCUGUAUUUCACAGCGAAGGUGCAGUGGGGGCUGAUCGGCUUGUCAGUCUUCGGUGUGCUCUGCAGUAUGAGUCGGCUGCAUUUGGGUGUGGAUCUGCUCGGCUCUCUGUGUGAAGUUCUCGGCCUGAAUCAACUCGAGUGAAUGCAGGCAUCAGAAUAUUCAUUUCACCUUUAAUGAGUCUGUUUAAUAAAGAGUUUUAAUAUGCACUGGAGCUUUUGAUUUUUUUUUUUUUCCCCACACCCCAGAUUUUUUAUUUAUAUUUUUUUAUCUGAUUGUUCCUGUCAGUUUAAAUAAUGAAUAAAUCACUUGGACUGUGAUGUUUUGGAAAAUAAUCAUUGAUUAUUCAGGGGAGUGAUGCAGCCUGACAUGACCGGGAAUUACCUACUUUAUUGUUUUCAAUUUUACGACACCUUCUCCUGAAUUUAUUUUCCUUUUUUAUUCCAGCGCCGCUGAUUUUCUUUAUUGAUUAUUGACUGAACAUGUCAUAUUCUUCUACUUAUUAUUUACAAUACAGCAGAAGUAAACCAUGGUUCUCUGCCAGUCUCUUUAUUUCUCUUUCUUUAUUUUAAGUUAAGGUGAAAAGGCAGCUUGUGAUGUUACCCAGAAGUCCUAAAGACUAGUUUACAGUUACUGCUUUACCUGUGAUGGAUACAAA
Hemibagrus wyckioides is the source of this 1114-nucleotide messenger RNA. It is a transcript of the gene ltc4s, whose product is annotated as leukotriene C4 synthase. NCBI's taxonomy places the organism in Eukaryota, Metazoa, Chordata, Actinopteri, Siluriformes, Bagridae. Bases 139 to 600 code for a protein of 153 amino acids. The transcript has 5 exons. The record is from RefSeq and is a predicted model, not a curated record. Gene Ontology annotation, biological process: leukotriene biosynthetic process. Gene Ontology annotation, cellular component: nuclear envelope; membrane; endoplasmic reticulum. Gene Ontology annotation, molecular function: leukotriene-C4 synthase activity; enzyme activator activity; glutathione transferase activity.